AUGUCGAAGAACACGGUGUCGUCGGCCCGGUUCCGGAAGGUGGACGUGGAUGAGUACGACGAGAACAAGUUCGUGGACGAGGAAGACGGGGGCGACGGGCAGGCCGGGCCCGACGAAGGCGAGGUGGACUCCUGCCUGCGGCAAGGAAACAUGACCGCUGCCCUACAGGCAGCUCUGAAAAAUCCCCCCAUCAACACCAAGAGUCAGGCGGUGAAGGAUCGAGCAGGCAGCAUCGUCUUGAAGGUGCUCAUCUCUUUUAAAGCUAAUGAUAUUGAAAAGGCAGUUCAGUCCCUGGACAAGAACGGUGUGGAUCUUCUAAUGAAGUAUAUUUAUAAAGGCUUCGAGAGUCCCUCUGACAAUAGCAGUGCUGUGUUAUUGCAAUGGCAUGAAAAGGCACUUGCUGCCGGAGGAGUGGGGUCCAUUGUUCGAGUGCUGACUGCAAGGAAAACUGUGUAGCCCAGCAGGGUCUGGGUCUCUCCUCUGGGUGUGGGAGUUGCUGGUACAAAGACCAAAACAACCAAAUGCCACCGCUGCCCUUGGGGGUAGCAUCUGUUUCUCUCAGCUUUGCCUUCUUGCUUCCUUUUUCAUAUCUGUAAAGAAGGAGAUUACAUAUCAAUUUUCCUUUCAUGAAAAUUGGGAUAAUAUAGAGGAAACGUUUCAACAGGAGUGUUUCACGCUCUCAAAACUAUUACGGUGAUGUGUAUACCUGUCUGUAUAUAAUAUAAUUUGCCUUCAAGUUUAAGUGUGCAAUUUUAACCCCUAUUGGCUGGUGGGGGUUUUUUUGUUUUGUUUGCAUUUUUGUUUUUUUGAGGUGUUCUGUUUUGUUUUUGACUAAUAGUGAAAAAUUUGAUCUGAAUUUGAGGCCAGUUUCCUAACUCAUUGCUAGCCAGGAAAUGAUCUUUACAAAAAAUACCUUUGAGAAACUGGCAGCUAUUAACAUUGCAAAACUGGACCAUAAUUCCCGUAUUUAAGCAAAAUGUGUUUCUGGAACAGGUGGUGGGUGAACAGCACGACCGAAUUCCACCUUUGUUUCUGCUUACCUCCAGAUCAUGUGAGCUUAAGUAUGCCUCUUCCUCUCCGCACCCAGUAAUCAUGGCCUCUCGAUUUCUCUGUGGUCUCCAGGGUCCAGAGCAAGAAGUCUUGCUCUAUAAAAAUGUAUCUAUGAAAUGCCAGAGCCUGUUUGGCCUGAGCAUAAAACUUUGUUCUAAUAAUAUGACCCUAUUUGGGGAAACUACUCCAAAUCAGAAAAGACAUGAAAACUUUGAUGAAGUUCAAACUCUGGGCAGCCUGUGAAUGAAAUGCUGAUUUAUUUAGAACUCUAAUAGCUGCCUUAGACAUGAUGAGGUAUAUAACUAGUAUCUGAUAUGCCCUAUAAAUGUCUUCAGUGUUCUUCAGGGUAAAUAGGAUCUUAAAAACUUUGGUUCAGAUCCAGACAUCUACACAUUCUGUAUUUUAGCUUAGUGGUUCUUAAAAAAGGAAAACGCCGCAUAGCAAAAAGUGUUUACUUGUUGGACAAACCAAAUGGGUUCUCAAAAAAUGACCGGUGCUUAUAAAAAGUUAUUAUUCAGUGGCUCCAAAACAAACCACCCAAAUGCAUAUGACCAAGAGGGAAAUCAGCCUGUGUUUCGUAUUUACAUUGGGCGCCAGUUUCAUAAUCACUGUCUUAUGUGAAAACUGGUGGGGAAAUUCUAUAACCUCUUUGCUGUUUUUGAUACCUGCUUUUUGUUUUGUAAAAAUGAUAAAGUUCAGAAAAUAAAAUGUCAGUGUUGAAUAAUU
This is a messenger RNA of Panthera uncia (snow leopard), 1776 nucleotides long. It is a transcript of the gene ARPC5, whose product is annotated as actin related protein 2/3 complex subunit 5. The transcript is spliced from 4 exons. NCBI's taxonomy places the organism in Eukaryota, Metazoa, Chordata, Mammalia, Carnivora, Felidae. Gene Ontology annotation, biological process: Arp2/3 complex-mediated actin nucleation; regulation of actin filament polymerization; cell migration. The coding region runs from base 1 to 456 and encodes 151 amino acids. Gene Ontology annotation, cellular component: cytoplasm; Arp2/3 protein complex; actin cytoskeleton. Gene Ontology annotation, molecular function: actin filament binding. The record is from RefSeq and is a predicted model, not a curated record.